Molecule: messenger RNA, 5624 nt
Organism: Drosophila rhopaloa
Lineage: Eukaryota; Metazoa; Arthropoda; Insecta; Diptera; Drosophilidae
Gene: Setx
Product: probable helicase senataxin
Exons: 7
Coding region: 321-5237 (1638 amino acids)
Biological process (GO): termination of RNA polymerase II transcription
Cellular component (GO): nuclear body
Molecular function (GO): transcription termination site sequence-specific DNA binding; protein binding; helicase activity
Source: RefSeq, a predicted model, not a curated record
UUUUCAUCAAUUUAAACACAAAAUGGUAGUCAUUUAUGUAUAGGAACAUAUUUAGAAAAUAUAUUUUCAUGUGCCGAUAAUCAAUUAGUCAAGAUGCGGUCACUUUGGUCCGGUAAGUAUAGUAUAUAAGGCCGAAGGUUUUUGAUUCUGCCUUUCAGUCUACGAACGAUAUUCAACGAGUAGGUUUGUGUAGUGUAGCAAAAAAAUAAAGUAAUUUAUUAUUAUUUUGAACAAAAAAAUAAGUAUUGGCGUUUCUUAAAAUAGAGGAGAUUCAAUUAUCAGGAGAAACCAGUCCCUAUAGCGAAGGACGUUUCGCCAGGAUGAGCAGCGGAUGGUAUCUGCAGCAUGUGACUACCGGCUCCCGCCACAUUUUGCACAAGGGGAUUAAUGUAGUGGGUCGCCACUCGCGCUGCAAUAUUGUUUUGGCUGGAACCUACCAAUAUGUGUCCCGGGAGCACGCGAAACUCGACGUCAGCGAUGGGGGCGUGGUGGUGCAGUCGAUGAACGCCUUGAAUGGCAUCUUCAUCAAUGAGGGCAAGCUGGGCGAAAAGAUCAACCGGUUGGCCGUGGCGGAGGGCUCCACCAUCAGCUUGGGAGUCUCGGGAGUGCCACUCAAGGAAAUUUCUUCCAUUCAUGCCAUUUUCGUUCUGAAGAAAAUAGUGCCCACCGCGGAGGAGGUUAUCCUUUCCUCCGACGAUGACGAUACCCAGCCGCUUCCCGCAGUGAGAUCUCCUAGUGGAAAUCAGCCCACGGAAUUCAAUCUCAAACAGCAAAUUCCCAACUUUCCCCUCAAGAAGAACACCAGCCAGGAGGAAGAGGUGGAGCUGCCCUCAAGCUCCGGUUUGCAUUUGCCGAAAAUAACUGACGUUAAGCAGGAACUGGUCAACAAAACCACAGAGGAUAUAAGGAACAUCUUUGGAGAGGCAGACGAGGCCAUUCUCGACUAUGUAAUGGAGAAAAGUCCUUAUGUGUACAACAUGCUAAACAAUAAGCCGGCGGGCUCUAAAACCCCCAACUUAAAAAUCCAUGUCGGCGAUCAUAUUGUACUCGAUACGGAUUCAGAUAAGGGGCAAAAUCCGGAACCACAGGACAACGCCAUCGUUAUUGCAGACGAGAAAAAAGUCGACGAAGAGGAGGAGUACGAUGAGCGUUACGCCAUGUCCCAGGCAGUUUUAAAGGAAAUGAAGGCCGAGAUGGCCUUUAGCGAUGGCGAGGAAGACUUCCUCGAGUUCAAUGGCAUGGAGAGCAUGGCAGAAGGCUCUCCUUCAUCCCAAGUUUACGAGGAAAUUGUCAUUAUCAGCGACUCGGAUGAUAAUGAGUUGUACGACAAGGUGGCCGAUUGGUCCAAGUUGCUAAGCCAAAAGGUCGUUCCAGAUGUCAUCGAAAUGUCGCAGACGUACCCCCUGGCGGAGGAGGAUUCGAGUUCGGAAUCGGAGCUGGAAAUCUCUGCGAAACACAAGAUAACACCUGAGAAAGGGGAGCAAUUAAAGAGUCAGCAAAAAUCUUGCUUAAAAACUCCGACAAAGACUUGUUUGGAGGGCAAGAAAGCAGAGACCAAAAAGUCCUCAUUUCGUCGGCGUCGGCAGACAGUGGAUUGCGCGGACGAAGUGCCAGAUAUAAUCCCCAAAAAGGCCGAUACCAACAAGUCCCCAAUCCAUAAGUUCUUAGAUAAGUUGACUGAAUCCGACGCAACAAAGCAAACCACUUCCAGCGAAUUUAAAGAUUUAUGCAAAGAUGCACCCAAAGACAAAGUGGAGACACCUAAAAAACCACUCCGCAACCGUUCAAAAUCCUGUUAUAUGGAUCGACCAGUAGUAUUAGAUGAACCAUUAACCAAAAAAGGAAAGAAUAAUGUAAAAGAGAAUCUACGCGAGCUAAGAUCAAAAGGUCCCGUCAAAACAUCAAAGAAAAUUAGUGAAAAGACAGAUAAUAGUCGCGAAGUACUUGUGGUAACGCUUCAUGCUCCAGAGGUUCCGGAAAAGUUGGAAAAACCUUCCAAAUCCGAUAAAAAGACCGAAGAAAAAAAAACUUUGGUUCGUAGCCGGCGCAAGACAAUACAUAGUCGUAAAGAAUUGGAGGAGAUGACGGGUGAAAAUGUGGAAAGCAAACCGAUUACUCCAACUAAGGUUUCUCCAUCUAAACAGGCACAAGAUAUUUUUCCUAAAUUGGCUGAAACUCCACUCAAAAAAAGUCCGCGUCUGCUCAACCGUUCGAAAUCAUGCGUUAUGGACCGACCUCUUACCACGGAAACUGAUGAUCCUAUGAAGAAGACUAAAAGCAAUGCUUCCGGAAGAGUUCAGAACAAUAACGAGGCGAGAUUGACACGCGGACCAUCCGUAAUUGAGGCUCCUUCCUUGCCUAAGCAUCGUGGAAAAAUGCGAGGUGUCUCGGCAGAGGUUAAUAGUAAGGAUAAGGAGAUGCAAAGCAUAAUAGAGCGGCAGCGUUUAGUUGAUUAUCAAUCUGCAAUGAAGACAAAGUGGAUGCAAAAACCGAAAGACCAGAAAAAGGAGGAUCAAAAAAUAAAGGAACAACGGCGCAACGCUCUUAAGAAGCUUUCCGAAAAACCAAAAGACAAUGAUAACAGCUCGAAAUCCAGCAAGAGAAAGAAACCAGCAAGUGUGCCCACUGUUCACAACUCCAAUCGCGGCGAAUUCCUCACCAAAGGAGUUGAUGGUCCACCAGCAAAAGUUGCCAAGAUGGAGAACGCCAUGCCGCCGCCAAAGAAACCAAUUCCCAAACGACGUUCCACCAUUGAGACAUUCUCGCAGCAGCUGCAGGCAGCUGAUGAAGCCGUCCUUUAUCCGCAACCACUUUGCCCUCGUGCAACGGAGCGGAAGGAGGCUGAGCGGGCAAGAAAUCAGCGCACCUGUAACAGAGUUACAUUUGCUGGAAUGGAACAGGAACUUAAAAAGAUCGAAGAUAUAACAAAGCUUCAAAAAAAGAUGCGAAAAGUAACAUUUAAUGAUGAUGUGAAAAUUUAUUUAAUAGAAAAGAUCUCGGGGGCCAGUUCUCCGGUCAAGAACCGCAAGGAGAGCAUGAAGCUGUUCCUCAGCUCGUACCGCGAACGACGCGAGUGGGUCUUAAAGGGCAACAAACCCAUAAACGACAUACGUCAGCACUCGCGAACCAUCCUUCGGUGGGCUAAUGAGUGGCUAAAGCUCGGCAGCGUGGAUGCGGUUGCCAAUCAAGAUAUCCUACUACCUAUUCCUGACGAAUUUGAUAGUUUCAGGCAGUACAGGGAGACCUUUGUACCAUUGAUGAAGCUGGAGCUGCUGACAACCAUCGAGAUGGACUACAAGAUAAACUGCAAAAAUAUAUUUUCAGUCGGCCUGAAGAGCGUUUCCAGUCAGGAUAAAUGCUACCGUUUGGUUACCAGGGUCAAUAGCAGACCCGUUGGCAGAUUCGUACUGUAUACUCUUUCCAGUAGUAGCCAACUGGACGAGACUUUUGCCAGUCUGGUAGACUAUAAGUGUGUCGGAGGCAACGUCUUUGACUUGACCUUCGACAUCCUUCAGCAGGACAUAUCCGAGGAGAAGAUCAACAGCGUGAAGCAGCUGAUCGCCCGUCCAGUCGUGGAUAGUCUAAGGGUGGAGUUGGGUGCCUUGAGUGCUGUCCAUCAGCUCUCCCGGUCGCCGCUCUGCCGUCGCAUCAUGAAGCCCACACAAACGGUGAAUGACUCACUACCAAAGCAGUCCUUCACCUUUAAGGGAUUCAGCAGGUUGAACGAGCAUCAGGAGAGCAUUUGCAUUCGCACUUAUCAGCGGAUAAUCGACGAUUUCCAACCUAGUCUCACAAUGAUCCAGGGCCCACCCGGGUCGGGCAAGUCAAAGGUUAUAUCGGAACUAUGCCUGCAAACCCUGUACGGAAGUGCCGCAAAAACGCUGGACCGCAAAAUCUUGAUUUGUACCCAUUCCAACACGGCCGUAGAUCAUAUUGUUGCAGUGCUGGGUGGAGUUUUGCGCGUUAUGAACCACGAUCGUUUCCACCUGUUGCGGUUCGGAAUGCACGAGAAGAUGAGCCAUUACUCGCGUCCUUACUCGCUGGAGGAGCAUUUCAAGAAAGCCAAGUUACAGAAGAUGCAACGCCUUAGCCCGGAGAACACUGAAAUUCUUAAGAAACAGCUAGUCGAUAUGAAUGCGGAGAUCCAACAGCUAAGGCAGAAGGCGAAUCUUACGGGGACGUAUCUACAGCAGCAGUUGCACCAGAAGGAGCGUCAACUGCAACUGAUCAACGAGCAACUGAAUCCGCCGCUUACGCAGCGCGAGGAGUUUGACAUUUCAAAAAUCUGUGUGGAUCACGCCAAUAUUAUCUGCACCACGCUUUCCUCAUGUGUAAAGCUGGCCAACUAUGUGGACUUCUUUGACAUCUGCAUCAUUGACGAGGCCACGCAAUGCACCGAGCCAUGGACGCUGCUGCCCAUGAGAUUUGGUCUGACGCAUCUGGUUCUGGUCGGAGACACUCAACAACUGCCGGCGGUGGUGCUGUCUAAAAAAGCGAUCGAUUUUGGACUGUCCAAUUCCAUGUUCGAUCGCAUCCAGCGGAGUCUGCAGAAACAGCUGGACAAACCAGGCGGUAAUCAGUUUGUACAUACGAAGCUCUUCAAGCUGAGCAUGCAGUACCGCAUGCACCCGGAGAUUUGCCGUUGGCCGAAUAAGUAUUUCUACGAGGAUCAGUUGGUCAAUGCCGAGUGUACACAGCGUUUUACCUCGCCUUUAAUUCCCUACUGCGUGAUCAAUCUGAGCUACACCCAAGACGACAGUGGCGCUCAAAGCAAAAGUAUAAGCAACGACGAGGAGGCACGCUUUGUGGGUAAACUCCUGGCAGAGAUGGACAAGCACAUGCCCAGCAAGCGCUACAGCUACGGUUUAAUUUCGCCUUACCAAAACCAGUGUUACGCUUUGGGCCAGGUGAUCCCCAGUCACAUGGAUCUCACGCCGGUGACGGUGGACUCGUACCAGGGAUUGGAAAAAGAUGUCAUUGUCAUCUCUAAUGCAAGGACACGCGGCUGCGGCUUCCUCUCCAACUAUCAUCGACUCAAUGUAGCGCUAACCAGGCCGCGUCGGUGUCUGGUAAUAUGUGGGAAUUUUGAUGAUCUAAAGUCUGUGGAUAUGUGGCGUCAGUUGCUAGACGAUGCCCGCGAGCGGAAAGUUUACUUUGAUUUGAAACGAGAGCACGUAGACGACCUACAAAGCUCCCUGAUCACCAAAAUGAUGGUGAAACCCAUUGAAAUAAUUUAGGGGAAUCAGCAUGCCCCUGCUAGAAAUACAGUUGAAGUGAUUAAAACGGAUAAUUAGCUUAAAAAUUGCCCCAAGUGCCAAGGAAGAUAAGCGCUUUCCUUAUGAGUAUUAACUUAAUAUGUUUUUUUUAUGUAUUAUAUCAUUUUUAUAUAUUUAACAUAGAGACUUUAAGAUUGAAAUCUUUGUACACUUAGUUCAUUAAAACACCGUUGACUUGCAUUUCCUUCGUAAAUGCCAUACAGAUGCUCGUAUAACAGGAUUUAUAAGUAACCGAUUAUAUAUCAUCUAUGUACUUUUUGAGAAAGUGUCGCGGGUUAAGGAUGAUUCUGAUGUAUUUUGAAUGACCAAAGGAACGUUAAGAAAUAAAUAUUGAAAUGUUUAAAUCAA